Funneliformis caledonium is the source of this 2439-nucleotide messenger RNA. Lineage: Eukaryota; Fungi; Glomeromycota; Glomeromycetes; Glomerales; Glomeraceae. The record is from the annotation of a GenBank genome assembly.
AUGUUUGGUUCCGGUAAAUUGAACUUAGUUGAACGUCCUGGCUUAGGCCGUAUUGGUCGUCCUAUACGAAUUAGAGCAAACUUUUUCGAAAUAAACUCUACAGAUGACGUAAAUAUUCACCACUAUGACGUUAUAAUUGCUCCGGAAGUUCCUCCGACUCUGAAUAGGAGAAUUUUUACCCAGUUUGAAGCCCUGCAUGCUGAUGAUGUAAAACCAGUAUUCGAUGGUCGUAGAAAUAUUUUUACUGCUAGACCGUUACCUUUUGGUUAUACGGACACUUUUGAUAUACGUCUUCCAGAGGAUGCCGGUUCUUCAACAACUCGACAUCCACGUGCUUUUAAGCUCAUCAUUAGGAAGGUCGCUGUAAUUAAUACGUAUGAACUUCAUAGCUUCCUUGAUGGACAAUGCAUAUUAUCAUCGAAUAUUUUAACAGUUGGUAGAUCAUUUUACACCAAUCAAAUCUCACAAGCUUGUUCUGGUGGUUUAGAAAUUUGGCAAGGAUAUCGUCAAUCCGUCAGGACUACACCUGGAAGAAUGAUGAUAAAUGUUGAUGUAAGCUCUACUGCUUUUUAUGAAAGUUGCGAGUUAGUACAUAUGGUCGCAAAGAUACUCGGUCGUAAUCUUGGUGAUCUAAGAAGAGGAAUAGUUGAUAGAGAUCGGUUAAAACUUGAAAAAGUUUUAAAGUAUUUAAAGAUUCGUGUUACCCAUCGUGGAGAUAAUUCCGAGCGCACGUAUAAGAUUAUUAAAUUAACUAAUACCCCGGCAUCAAAUACUAAAUUUGAAGUUGAUGGUACUAGAACAGAUGUUGCUUCAUACUUUCAAAAUACUUACAACGAACCUCUACAAUAUCCAUUCCUUCCUUGCGUCGUCGUCCGAAGGGAUGUAUAUUUACCAUUGGAAGUAUGUAAAGUAGUUGAGGGACAACAUCAUAUUCGCAAAUUGAACGAAAGGCAGGCAGCUGAUAUGAUUAAAUUUUCUUGUCAGCAACCCCAUGUCCGUGCAAAUAAAAUUUCUCAAGGAUUAGAAAUUCUUGGUUAUAGACUAAAUGAUUGUAUGAGGCAAUUUGGUUUGGUAGAACCUGAAGAAAUGGCUGUAGUUCCAGCCAGAGUAUUGCCUGCUCCAAAAAUACGAUAUCACCCUUCUUCUCGUAAUGCCGCCUUUGUUCCAAAAAAAGGGUCAUGGAAUUUACGCGAUAAAAAAGUUGCUACUGGGGCCACACUUAGUUCAUGGUCAUGCGUUGUUUUCGGAAAUUUCGAAAUGCAAGUCGUACAAUAUUUUAUCAGAGAAUUGGUUAACGUAUGUCUGGAUACUGGAAUGAAUAUCCCGACUAAGAAUCCACCAAUUUUCCAAGGUAAUCCUCAAGGUAAUAUUGAACAGAUGUUGAGGCAAGCCUGGGUUAAAGCUGGCAAUAUGACCAGAUCAACACCUCAGUUAAUUUUAUGCAUUCUUCCUAACACCGGUGUACCAUUGUAUGCUGAAAUUAAACGUGUGAGUGAUACAGUAAUUGGUGUUGCUACUCAAUGCGUUCAAUCUAGACAUAUUUUUCAAGCAAAAAAACAAUAUUGCGCUAACCUAUGUCUCAAAAUGAACGUAAAACUUGGUGGUAUGAAUUCAUACAUUGAACCAAGUUGUAUACAGUUUAUUACGCAACGCCCGACCAUCGUAAUGGGUGCAAGCGUCACACAUCCUGCUCCUGGUGGUGAUGAGUCUCGCCCAUCCAUCGCUGCUCUAUGCGCUUCAAUGGAUGCAAAAGCAUCUCGCUAUGCCGCCUCUGUUCGUGUUCAAGCAGGUAGACAAAAUAUUAUCUCUGACUUGUCUGGUAUGGUAAAGGAGCUAUUGAAAACCUUCUACCAGACAUGUGGAAGGAAACCAGAAAGUGUUUUGUUCUAUCAAAACGGUGUCUCUGACUACAAAUUUGAACAAGUGCUUGAUUUUGAAAUUGAAGCUAUAAGAACUGCAUGUGCAUCACUUGAUGCGAAUUAUAAACCGUCCAUAACUUUUGUGGUUGUAAAUACACGUCAUCACACUCGUCUUUUCCCUAUGGAUAAGAAAGAUUCAGAUAGGACAGGAAACUGUCUGAUUGGUACAGUUGUAGAUUCAACAAUAACGCACCCUUUCGAAUUUGACUUUUAUCUUCAGAGCCACACAGCAACACAAGGGACUUCGCGUCCAACACAUUAUCACGUAUUGUGUGAUGAAAACCGAUUCAAUGCCGAUUCAAUUCAAACUUUAUCAUACAAUUUAUGUUAUUCAUUUGCGCGAUGUACACGUGCAGUUUCUAUUGUUCCACCAGUAUAUUACGCGCAUUUAGUUUGUUCUAGGGCCAGAUUUCAUUCGCGAAAUGAAAAUUGGAGCGAUCAAGAUCCAGAAAGUGGGGUUCCUGUAUCAUCUUAUGGUAUGGUGAAACCUGAUUUACAAAAAGUUAUGUACUUUAUAUAG